CUUCGUAUCAGAACUGUAUAUUCCACCAAAGAAAUGUUUGUCAGUGAAAAAUAUCAGUCAUACUUCUGUUUCAAAUUCAUACUCAACUGAAUAACCAAACACAGCAUAACCUAAAAGAGCAACCAAAGCCAUAAAUAUGGAAACGGAAGUGAAGCUUUGCCAAGGAAAAGACGUUUUCGAGCGAAUGAAUUAUUUAUAUCAGGCAAGCCAAUUCGUCGCAUCGAAAAAUAAAACCGUAGCCUCUUACUAUGGGAACGUAAUGGUGAACUGUGGCAAGAAAGCCGUGUUACGUAUGGAACCAGACUUAAAGAGGAGCAUAUGCAAGAGUUGUCAGACUCCUCUUAUACCAGGUGAAACGGCAAGAGUGAGACUUGGAUCGAAACCCAGAAAACUCAUCAGGUGGACGUGUUUAACUUGCAGAAGUAUUAAAAAAUUUCCUACCAAACAAGGCCAUAAAUUAUGGAGCGAUCAAGCCGAAUCUAUCGUUCAAAUAUUUGAUUAUGCUCGGUAUUCAAAGAUGGCCAAUGGGUCGUCAGUUCAACCUGAUUCACAUUAUGUUAAGACAAAUCCUCAAAGUGAAGCCAUGAAUUCGGCCAGUGACGAAAAACCGAGUGGAGAAAGUGUACGGGAAAUCCAUAGCAAGGAAGAUAAGGCGAGCAUAAUUGAAAUAAAACAAGUUGAGUAAUCACUGCUACCGGAAAUUAUGGAACCCAGUAAUUACGGUCUACUUUCACAGUGAAACUAAAUAAACAUCACGGACUAAAUCACAGCGGUAUAUUAAUUAUUAAAAUCCUAAGACAAUACUCAAGUACGAAUAUUUUAUAUUAAUUGCUUACAUAAAAUAUGUUACAAUAUUACAAUCAGUUUGUAAUCGAUAAACAGACAGUUUUUCUUCACUAA
Messenger RNA from Cephus cinctus (wheat stem sawfly), 900 nucleotides. RefSeq names its product ribonuclease P protein subunit rpr2 (gene Rpp21). The coding region runs from base 137 to 685 and encodes 182 amino acids. NCBI's taxonomy places the organism in Eukaryota, Metazoa, Arthropoda, Insecta, Hymenoptera, Cephidae. The transcript has 4 exons. Gene Ontology annotation, biological process: tRNA processing. Gene Ontology annotation, cellular component: nucleolar ribonuclease P complex. The record is from RefSeq and is a predicted model, not a curated record.